CAUUACAGAACUUGAAUCCUUGUCUUCACUCUCAUAGAAGAUAACUCGACAUUGAGUUGCAGUUGGCCGUAGCUACUUUCAUAGGCCUUUCAAGUUUUAUGCAACGCAAAAACAACCCGCAAAAUAGAAGGAUGAAGGAAAUUUUUUUACUUCUAUGUUUAUGCAUGUUAGAUUUAACACCAGCGUCUGAACUUUCCUGUGACACCCAGCUAUGGUCGAGGUACCAUGAUGGGGCUGAGGGCAUAUUGUUUAACUUGACUGCAACAAUCGGCAACUUAGACGACACAGCACUGUACGACCCCAGCGCCUGGACUGAUCAACUGUUGAUUCAGAUAAACAUAUCCAAGCCGGUUUUACUGAGGAGUCUUCUAGUUCAAAAUGAGCCGGGAGAUUCUGGUCGUGUGACGGAGUUUGAGCUGCAUACGUCGUACGACUGCUCUACAUACAAUUCACAAAACUACAGGAUAGUAUACGUGAACAAUGGCGAGUUUGAAACUGUUCUCUUAAACAAGAUUGAGUUUGUUUCAUGUCUAAAGAUGGUCAUUACCGAUUUCAUAGAGAUUAUACCGUCUCUUAGUCUGGAACUUGUAGGCUGUGCUGUAACACAAGAUGGAAGUUGCUUGCAUCCUGUGCCACUACCUGCAGAACGAAAUGGAAGUGGUUCGUUACAUAGAGUCAGAGACCUGGCCUUCGAUCAGGAAAUUCUGUUGACAUGGCUGACAGUAGAGCUGCACUCUAACCACUCGGCGGUCGAAAGUUAUUUCAAUAUCUAUUACAGCGCCAACUGCACCAAUUUGUUAUAUUACGACUUGGAUAAUGCAACAUUGUUGAGUGUCAUGUCAAAUGACAGAAAAUCAAAAUGGAUGACAGUUAAACUCAACAACCCAGUCAGUGCCAAAUGUCUUGCCUUGUAUCCUUCAGUGAAAACAGACAUUGGGAAGAUCUAUACUAAUAGAUGCAAUCGGUCCGGCUGUGGCGUCAAACCCUCUGCUGACCAUGGUAGAACAAAACGUAUUGUCAAUGGGGUGAUUAACAGAGUUGGAGAAUGGCCCUGGCUUGUAUCUCUGCAUCACUUGUUCACCGGGAAAGUUGGCUUUACUAGAAUAUCUGGCUACAGACAUGUAUGCGGCGGAUCUCUAAUCUCACCCAGCUGGGUCUUGACCGCUGCCCACUGCUUCGCGAAUGCCCUCUCCAACGUCAGCAACUGGAGAAUUUACUUCGGCCUACACGACCUCACUGAUGACAAGAACGAAAGAGUCCAGAUGAGGUUAAUUGAAAAAGUAUACAUCUACCCAAUGUACAACGAUACUCUGAAUCUUAAGCUAUGGGACAUUGCCCUCGUCCACCUCAGUGAACCAGUCCAGUACACCAGGUACAUCUCUCCCAUUUGCUUAGAUGAGUCGGAGCUGUUUUACAAUGAAAGCCGAUGCACUGCCACAGGAUGGGGACCACUAAGACUUGUUCCAGGAUUUGGUUUUCCUGUUAACCGCUUCCAAAACUCAGGUAACCUGAGGGUCAUUUCUCCAGUUGAAUGCGAUUUGAUCGUAACAGAAACGGUAGGAGAUUCCCCCAUUCCACGCACUGUGGUGUGCACAUUGGGAGACGUAUACGAUGAAUCAAAUUCUACUAAUCGUAGUCCAUGUAAUGGUGACUCAGGUGGGCCACUGAUGUGUGAGGUGAGUGGACGCUGGUACCAAGUUGGGAUAGUGUCGACGGUCUACGGCUGUGCGCUGCCAGGACUUCCAAGUUUUCACACACGAGUGACCUCCUUCAAAUCUUGGAUUAAAGAUACCAUGGCCUUAGAAGAGACAAAUGGCUAGUCUGUUUAAUAUUAUAAACAAACAACUUUCUAUUUAAUACUUUCUAAACAACCCAGAGUGUCACUUUGCUUGUAAUUUACAGUUUCAUUAUCCUUAAAUUAUAUGUAUUAUAUAUCGUAGUGACAUAAUUCAUGAACUUUUAAUUGCAUUUCCUUUAAUAUUCGAUACACUUGUAAAAGGAUUGAAAAC
Messenger RNA from Physella acuta, 2009 nucleotides. RefSeq names its product transmembrane protease serine 3. The record is from RefSeq and is a predicted model, not a curated record. Gene Ontology annotation, molecular function: serine-type endopeptidase activity. Gene Ontology annotation, biological process: proteolysis. NCBI's taxonomy places the organism in Eukaryota, Metazoa, Mollusca, Gastropoda, Physidae.